Messenger RNA from Amphimedon queenslandica, 801 nucleotides. RefSeq lists its product as uncharacterized. Gene Ontology annotation, biological process: signal transduction. Bases 304 to 723 code for a protein of 139 amino acids. Gene Ontology annotation, molecular function: protein binding. The record is from RefSeq and is a predicted model, not a curated record. The transcript has 7 exons. Lineage: Eukaryota; Metazoa; Porifera; Demospongiae; Haplosclerida; Niphatidae.
AAUGCACUAAAGAAGCAUAUUAAUGAAGAACUCAAGAAUAAUGAAACAGUUAAUGAUCUAUAUUUCACAUUUGAAGAGAAUAAUGAUUGCAUUGAGUUUUGCUUUAAUGAACCAAGUCCAAAGGGAUGGUCAGUUAAACCUUAUGACAAACCAACAAAAGUUAGUCGGAGAGCAAUUGAUGACUAUGGCAGCAAGUCUCCUCCUAACUUUCCACAACGCUUAAUUGAAAUCACAGCUGAACCUGGUGAAGGUGCAGAUAGAUUAAGUUAUCCUGUAACAUUGAGAGGAAUUAAAUCUGAUAAUAUGGAAUUAAACAUUGUAUUAAAAACUGUGAUUCAGCAACCACUUCCCACAAGCUCUAGUAUGUCAUUGAGAGAUGAAGUUAAUAGUGCUACAGCCAUCAGUCAGAGACAAAUAUUAAAUACCAGUCAUCUUGGUGACAUACUUGAUUUACUAAAGAGGCAUGGAUAUUCUGGUGUCAAUUAUUAUGAUUUUGGUCUUCAUCUGGGGCUGCUCCCUCGUACACUUAAUGUUAUUGAUAUGGAACGUGGAGAUGUUAGUAGUCACUUCAGACUUUGUUUAGAAAAAUGGUUGCAACAAGCUGAUGAUGUAAAGGGUAAAGGUGGUCCAACUUAUGAUACAUUAAUCCAAGCAUUGAGGAAGAUUGAGCAGAAUGCUGCAGCUGAUGGAAUUGAUAGAGAAUUAAGUAUAGGAAAAUUUUGAGGCAAUUCUGGUUGAUAUUUUAAAAUUAGUAAACUUUUAGAAAAAAAUUGGCUUUAAAAUUACCCCAAUUUUCUGAUA